Messenger RNA from Lodderomyces jiufengensis, 1347 nucleotides. It is a transcript of the gene SPR1, whose product is annotated as Spr1p. The record is from RefSeq and is a predicted model, not a curated record. Bases 1 to 1347 code for a protein of 448 amino acids. Gene Ontology annotation, cellular component: extracellular region; cell surface. Lineage: Eukaryota; Fungi; Ascomycota; Pichiomycetes; Serinales; Debaryomycetaceae. The transcript has a single exon. Gene Ontology annotation, biological process: glucan catabolic process. Gene Ontology annotation, molecular function: glucan exo-1,3-beta-glucosidase activity.
AUGUUUGAGAUUAUAAAUUUGUUAGUAAUUUUUCAAUUUAUAACAAUAAUUCAAACAAAACAUUUACCACCUAAUAUAACACAAAAUAAUUUGAUAAAUUAUUCAAUAACAAAAAACAAUCAAAUUUCUAACAGUAAUGUCGAUAGUAAUUUUGAUUCAAUUCCAAAAGUUUACGGAGUAAAAUUAGGUGGUUGGUUAGUUACAGAACCAUGGAUAACUCCAUCACUUUAUGACAAAGUUGAGGAGAAAUAUGGAACCUUACCAAUUGAUGAAUUUAGUUUAUGUAAAAUCAUGGGUAAAGUCAAAGCAAAACAAUAUUUAAUUGAACAUUAUGAAACAUUUUGUAAUGAAGUGGAUAUUAAAAAAAUUGCAAGUUUGGGUUUAAAUCUCGUAAGAAUACCGAUCGGGUACUGGGCUUUUUUACUUUUGGAAAAUGAUCCAUAUAUUCAAGGACAAGAACGUUACUUGGAUUUAGCUAUAAGUUGGGCAUUGAAGAAUAAUUUAAAUGUUCAAAUUUCAUUACAUGGAUUACCAGGUAGUCAAAAUUGUUUUGAUAAUUCUGGACAAAGAUGUGAUAAGCCCAACUGGUUUGCAACCAAAGAAAAUUUAGAUGCGACUUAUCAUAUUUUGAAUCAUAUUACUGAUAAAUAUGGGAAUUUAACUAAUAUCCAUAGUAUUGAAGUCGUAAAUGAACCAAUGGGUUGGAGCUUAGAUGAAAAAACUUUGAAAGAAUUCUAUACAUUUUGCAUAAAGCUUUUUAAAAAUAAGAAUCUAAGUGCAAAAUUAGUUUUAUCAGAUGCAUUUUUCAGUUUAGAACAUUGGUAUAAUUUUCCAGGAGAUUUUAUAUUAGAUCAUCAUUUAUAUGAAAUUUUCACAGAUUGGCAAAUUAAAUAUACUUUUAAAGAACAUAUACAAAAUGUCAGAUCAGUGAGUAAAAGAUUGAAAAACACUGGUCAUCCAAGUAUAGUUGGAGAAUUUACGGGAGCUCUAGAUGAUUGUACGAAAUACCUUAAUGGUGUAGGAAAGGGAAGUAGAUAUGAUGGAACUAUAAACUCCAAUUCAGAAAAACUGUCAAAUUCAUGUAUAAAUAAAGAUAAUCCAAAUAUAAAACUAACUAAAAAUCAAGUUAAAAGAUUAAGAUAUUUUUUGAAAGAACAACUUUAUAGUUUUGAAAAAAACUGUAUUGGAUGGAUUUUUUGGUGUUGGAAAACUGAACUGAGUUUAGUUUGGGAUUUUGAAAGAUUACAUGAUCGGAAUCUUUUACCUAAACCUCUUUUCAAUCAUAGAUUAAAUUUAAAGGCUGAAAUGGAAAGACAAUGGGUGAAAUUAAUAAAUAAUACUAUGUAG